Drosophila kikkawai is the source of this 1170-nucleotide messenger RNA. Its product is annotated as Odorant receptor 85c. Gene Ontology annotation, molecular function: olfactory receptor activity; odorant binding. The record is from RefSeq and is a predicted model, not a curated record. Lineage: Eukaryota; Metazoa; Arthropoda; Insecta; Diptera; Drosophilidae. Gene Ontology annotation, cellular component: plasma membrane. Gene Ontology annotation, biological process: detection of chemical stimulus involved in sensory perception of smell; sensory perception of smell.
AUGAAGUUCAUGAAGUACGCUAUCUUUUUUUACACCUUAGUGGGCAUUGAGCCGUACACGAAGUCCGCUCGUCCGCGGAAGAGCAGCGUUUGGGCCAAUCUCCUGUUUUGGACCAACGUGAUCAACCUGAGUGUCAUCGUAUUCGGGGAGUUCCUCUACCUUGGAGUGGCCUUUGCCGACGGAAAACUAAUCGACGCCGUCACUGUAAUGUCCUAUAUCGGCUUCGUGUUCGUGGGCAUGAGCAAGAUGUUCUUCAUCUGGUGGAAGAAACCAGAUCUAAGCGAUAUGGUCGCAGAGCUGGAGCACAUCUAUCCCCAAGGCAGGGCCCAGGAGGAGGAGUAUCGGCUGGAGAGCUAUCUCCGCUCCAGUUCCCGGAUCAGUAUCACAUUCGCUCUGCUCUACUCGGUGCUUAUCUGGACCUUCAAUCUUUUCAGCAUUAUGCAGUUCCUGGUCUACGAGCUGUGGCUCAAGAUACGAGUCGUGGGCCAGAGCCUGCCGUAUCCGGUGUACUUUUCCUGGAACUGGGAGGGAAACUGGUCGUACUAUGUGUUGCUGUUUUGCCAGAACUUGGCGGGACACACCUCGGCCUCCGGUCAGAUCUCCACGGAUCUCCUGCUCUGCGCCGUGGCCACACAGGUGGUGAUGCACUUCGAUCACCUGGCCAGGGUAAUGGAGAGUCGCGACCUAAGUGGCUCCUGGGCCGAGGACUCUCGGUUCCUGGUGGACACAGUCCGCUACCAUCAGCGCAUACUCCGCCUGACUGAUGUCCUAAAUGAUAUAUUUGGAAUUCCUUUGCUGCUCAACUUCAUGGUCUCCACAUUUGUCAUCUGCUUUGUGGGAUUCCAGAUGACCGUGGGUGUGCCGCCAGACAUAAUGAUCAAACUCUCCUUGUUUCUAUUCUCAUCGCUCUGCCAGGUUUACUUGAUAUGUCAUUACGGGCAAUUGAUUGCCGAUGCGAGUUCUGGCCUGGCUAUCGCUGCCUAUAAACAAAAUUGGAACCAUGCCGAUGUUCGUUAUCGUCGUGCCCUUGUCUUCUUUAUAGCUCGAGCGCAAAAGACUACCCAUCUGAAGGCCACUGUCUUUAUGAACAUAACCAGAGCCACCAUGACAGAUCUUCUUCAAAUAUCCUACAAGUUCUUUGCAUUGCUCCGGACGAUGUACGUCAAGUAA